AUGAGUACCACAAGGGAACAAGCAGGACCAUCCAAACCAUGGGAUUCAACUGCAGAUGAAAAAGAAAAGGAUAAUCGAACAUUUGAAUGUAAUAUUUGUCUUGAUACUGCAAAGAAUGCAGUUAUCAGUAUUUGGCCUUGUUUGCAUCAAUGGUUAGAAACACGUCCAAUGAGACAAAUGUGCCCUGUCUGUAAAGCUGCGAUUAGCAAAGAUAAAGUUAUUCCAUUGUAUGGACGUGGAGAUACAAGGCAUGAAGAUCCAAGAAAUAAUGUUCCACCACGUCCAGCUGGUCAGAGGACAGAACCUGAAAAUAACAUUGGAUUUUCUAGUUUUGGGUUUGGAGAUGGUUCUUACAUGUCAUUUGGUAUUGGAACAUUUCCAUUUGCAUUUUUCACAUCUACUUUUAAUUUUGGAGAAACACGACCAAGUGCAGGUAAAAUAUUUUUCAUAGACUGACUUUGUGUAUUGUCUAAUAUUGAAUUUAAAUAUGCAUUUUUAUAUAGCUGUUAGAGGAACACCACAAUAUGAAGAAGAACAAUUCCUUUCGAAAGUAUUUCUAUGGGUGGCUUUGAUAUUUGUUUGUUGGCUCUUGAUGGCAUAACAUUUUGUUAAAUCAUAUUACUUGGUCUAUAUCUUUUAAUCCUAUACCUCUUGCUGAAUUGAUUCAUUACAUUUUUAUUAAUACAUCGAUCUUUCCCCGUUUGUGUAAUCGUUGUUACUCGCUACAGUAACUAUACCUGCUUGAAUAAACAAACGAAUUUUAUUAUAGCUAUAACAUUUUUAUUUGUACGUAUACACGUAUGUACACAUGUAUUUUAUUUGUACAUAAACACGUAUAUUCAAGCAGAUAAUUUUCUUGGUUUUAGGUUUUAUAAAACUUAUUCUUAUGAUAUUUAUGUAUAUAUUACUUUUAGACACAUAAGAUAUCUACUCUACGCAAAACAUACAUGAUUGGUUUAAAAGAGAACCUA
This is a messenger RNA of Heterotrigona itama, 971 nucleotides long. Lineage: Eukaryota; Metazoa; Arthropoda; Insecta; Hymenoptera; Apidae. The record is from the annotation of a GenBank genome assembly.